Messenger RNA from Lentinula edodes (shiitake mushroom), 1897 nucleotides. RefSeq lists its product as uncharacterized. The transcript is spliced from 4 exons. NCBI's taxonomy places the organism in Eukaryota, Fungi, Basidiomycota, Agaricomycetes, Agaricales, Omphalotaceae. The record is from RefSeq and is a predicted model, not a curated record. Bases 174 to 1589 code for a protein of 471 amino acids.
AACCCUCAAGGUUUGAUCAACAUACCGCCGGCAGUCUAUCUGUUUCCCGUACACUCGCACAACGCCCACAACUGCAUAUAUGGCUGGAUCGUAAUUAUGGAAGACAGGCCAUCACCGGGAAGGGCGUUACUAACCUUAUACCUCUGCUGUCAACUCCCUUAUCCUCAUCGACGAUGCAUCCUCUGUCUGACGCGGCCAAGGUUAUCACUGACUCAGGGUCAGUAAUUGUCGCGGUAGUGGCCAAGAUUGAUGCACUUGAGCAGUCGAACGAUGCCGCCUUACGAUCAUGGGCCAAAGAUUUUGCCGUUGCCGUUGCGCGUUAUCGAGGUGUCAAUCGCAUAUUGUCCAAAUGGCGCGAUAAGCCAUCAUUUCUCGAGCCAGCCGAAGUCAAGGACGCCCUUGUUGCAGCCGACGAUUUUUUGCUCAAGCAUACUCAUUGGACUUGGGAUGAGGCCUGGCUCGAUUCCCGAUGGAAACGUGCAGCACUAGAGCGUAAGAAGAUAUGGGAGGCUGAGGAAGAGCGUCUUCGGAAACUCAGGGAAGAGGAAGAGAUCAGCACGAUUCUCGCAGAAGCUCAGGCAUUCCUCAAGACCGAGGUCGUCGUCUUCGACUAUCCGACUGAAGAAGAGUGGGAAGCUCUUCGUAAUCAGCCCCCUCUACAGGAGGACCCUGCCCCCAUCAGCUUCUUCAAUCCUACCUUGGAUAUGCCCUCCGAAUCACCAGAUAGUUCAUUCGGAAACUCGCCGUUGUCAUUCUCUGACAUGAGCAUGAGUAGUCCUAGUUCUCCCCCUUCAACAGCUCCUACCCCAUUACAGAGUCCAAAGAUUCCUGUGGGAAACAUUGACCGUAUUUGGGAUGAUCCAGUGCUACCAGCCCCUCAGAUCGGCCCUUCGUCAAAUCGAGCUGAUCCCGGCACUCAACUCAGUAGGGAACUUCACGGAGAACCCACUGCCAGGAAAAUUGCCCCCGUCUCUAGCGGCUCUGGGACUACUGGAAAGCAUGUGGGUCCUGCGAAAUCCAUGGAUUCUGCAAGUGCUUCUGAAGGACAUGUUUCCACGAGUUAUGAUUCCACCUCUGGUCAAGCUUCCAUUAACGCCGAUGUGGUCAUCCGUCCUCGCACAACCCGCGCCACGCUGCCCACUACCAAAGGCGCCAAAACUAGACUUAAUUCAACGGCGAACAAUUCUCCGAAUAGCAAGAUCAAUACCCAGCCCCCCAAAACCAAUGUUAUCGCGUCUACCUCCCCGAAGCGACCACAGUUUUCUCAGCUGACGGUGACCACAUCCUCACAAUUUGAUGGUGUCCGAGUACCGUCUCCGAUGUCACCUGCGUGGCGCAACAAAAGAGCCCGUGAUGAUGAUGAUGAUGCUGAUGAGGAUGAAGACGAGUUCGUGAGACGUAAUGGUGGAACUCUGAUUGGAACCGGCCAAAUCAACUCGCCUUCAUGUUCGUCCUGCUCCAAAGUCAACUCGAAAUGUUUUCGUUUAAACAACAAGUCCUGCUGUGCUCGUUGCUACCAGGAGCACCAGAAGUGCCCAUUGGACAAGCCAAAGACGAAGAAACAGAAGGCGGGAAAUAUAGUGGGGUGAGAUGCCUAGGGGUUAGCUAGGCAGUUCCGAGGCGUUCAUCGAUCUACAAAGGUUCACGGUUUAUUCUGAGGGAUCUGAUACCCAUCGUACAUAGCGGAACAGUAACGGGACCGCAACGUGACAAAUUCUGUAUAAUUUCUACUUCCACUGGCUUUCCUUCGGUUGAUAUAAUCUGUUUAAUUUUCGAAGAUGUGUAUGCUGUUAGUGUCAUUGCUGUACCAGUAACUUGUGCUUGAAUUUAUACCAUGUACAGUAGCGUUUAUCUCACUUUUCUUUCGGGUUCCACGAAUGCCCACGAUCGAUUCCAG